GCAGAGAUGGGUCCGGGGAGGCGGCUGGACGUGCCGGUGGGCGACCUUUCUCUGAUCAGGGGGAUCUGGGAGGUCCGGGUGAGGAAGUACAGACAGAGACAGAAGAAGGAGAAGGAGAGGAUCGAGAAGAGCGCCCUCCCAAAGAUCGACCAGCAGUGGCAGUAUCGAAUCUACUGCAAAUCACUAAAGAACACCGAACGUAACCUGCUGCAUCACUACCUGGAGAGAUCAACCCUGACAUCUAAAAUACAACCGUGUACAGAAUCUGAGCAACAGGAUCACAAAGACCAGCAGGAUGAGAAAGAUCCGGAUCAGAGCAAAUUGGUCUUCCAGCUGGACGGAGAUCAGUGGAUGGACUUCCCCAGGGAGCUGCAGUGGAUGACCUACCUGAAGGAGUGGCACAUCAGCAGGACAAAGAUUGGCCGGCUGCCUGACUACCUGCCUCUGUUCACCCAGCUCUCUGUCCUCGAGAUCCCCAAAAACGCCAUCGCCGAGCUGCCGCCUGAGAUCGGUAAACUGACGGGUUUGAGGGAAUUAAACGUCAGCUACAACCGUCUGAGCAAAGUCCCUCCAGAACUCGGAGACUGUGAGAACCUGGAGAGACUCGAACUCACGGGAAACCAGAACCUGUUCGAGCUGCCGUUUGAGCUGAGCAGCCUGAAGCAGCUGGUUCACCUGGACAUCGCGGAGAACAGGUUUGUCUCGAUCCCCAUCUGCGCCCUGAGGAUGAGCCGCCUGCAGCUGUUGGACAUGAGCAACAACAGUCUGACCGACCUGCCGCAGGACAUGGACAGGCUGGAGCAGCUGGUCACUCUGUUAAUCCACAAGAACAACCUGACCUACCUCCCUCACUGUCUCACCCAAAUCUCCACGCUCAGGAUGAUCGUCGUCAGUGGCGACGAGCUCAACUGCAUCCCGACCAAACUGUGCAGAAACCCCGACAUCAAAUUUAUCCGACUGUACGACAACCGAGGGAACGCAGAGAAGAAGAAGAAGGAAGAAGAGAAGAGGAGGGAUAAGAAGAAGAGGAGGUGGAACCAGCCAAGAAAGGAGGAGGUGAAGAAGGACAGCGGAGAGAAGGAGUUCAUUGAGGCCUACAUCGACUCACUGAAGGACAGAGACACCAUACCUGAAGCCACCACCAAGGUGUCCAUCUCCUGCCUGCUGUGAGGAAGAGGAGGAUGAAGAAGUCUGUCCAUGUGAGCCGUCGUAAAAAGAAGCACUUUUUAAAGCAGCACUAGAAAAGAUAGAUCAUAAAACAGUUUGAGUCAUGGAUGGAUCACAGCAAAACAGAUAAAAACUCAGGUUAAAAAAUUAAAUUACUCCUGUUAAAUCAGCGUCCACAUAAGAAGACAGAACCACCUGAUCAGUUAAUCAUGAAACAAUAAGUCAGCUUUCUCUUUAAAAAUGAGAUUUUAAGUCAUGAAUUUUCAGGCCUGCAAAAACAUCAGAGGAGAAAUUAACUGAAGAGCAGAGGACCCAAACUUGAGUCUUGUGGAACUCCAAAUGAAACUGAGACAAAAGCUGUUAUCUAACCUGUAAAAAUAUAAUUAUAGUAUGUGUCAAAACCUACAUUUAGGUGUUAAAGUACAAGCAUGUAAAUGAAAAAGUUAUAGUUACCUUUAUGACCAGUUAUUUUUUGUUUGGCCAAACUCUUUUUGUGAUAGAUAUCUAAAAUACAAACUUGUAUGUCAUUAAAAUAAUUUACAGAUGGUUAAUCAUAAUGCUGACUUUCUCAGUUAAAUUGAGAUUUUAAUUGAUAAAUUUGCAGGCGUGCAAACACAUCAGAGGAGAAAUCAACUGAACAGAAGUGGAUCCGAACUUGAACCUUGUGGAGCUCCAUAUGAACCACUGAGACAAAAGCUGUUAUUCAGCCUUUUAAUAAAAAUAUUAUUACAGUAUGUGUCAAAACCCAUAUUUAGGUGUAAAAGUACCAGACAUUUUUUAAAUUAUAGUCACCUUUAUGACCAUGUUUUUAUUAUUAUUUUGGCCAAACAGCAAAGGUAAAAAACGGAAAUGCAGAUUGACAAAGUUCUGUUUUUCGUGUGAUAAAUAUCUGAAAUACAAACUGGAAUGUUUUUAAAAGCACUUACAGAUAGUAAAGGUAGGCAGGUUUCCAUCCACCCUCAAACUGCACACACUGAUAUUGUGAAUAUAAAAUACACCCGAUGGAAACACGUCAGCUUUGAGAAAUGUCCCGUUUAUCACAGAAGCGUGUUCACACUGGCAUGAGGUGGUAUUUUAGGUGACUGGAAAAAGCCAAAUAUAAAAAAACAAACAUCAGUUUUUACUCUCUCAGUAUCUUGUCUUCAUAGAUCAUAAUUUUGACUUUGUUCUUUUAUUUAAAAAAAAUAAAUCAUUUUUAACAUUUCAUCUAAUUUUCCCUCCCUAAGCAGUAAUAAAACUUCCAGAGUAUAAAGAUGUUUGAAUGACUGAAGGUUUCCGUUACUCUUGCUGAGAAAAUGUAUACAUUUUAUGUGUGCUGGAUGAUUUUUUGCAUUUUAAAAAUUACUUUUCAUUCCAAAUUCAGAUUUCCAACCUUUGAACAGUUUAUGUAAACUAAAGUUCAUUGUGUAAUUAUAAACUCUGGCAUACAAUAAAUAUACAUCAUAAGCUCUGCGUUCACAAACAAAAAAAGAAGAGAUGUUUAUCUUUGUGUAUCAGGUAGAAAACAUCACCGCGCUGUUUUUUCUGUCAGCGAGCAUGAACACGUAGUUACAGUGAUUUUGGAUUUGUUUUGUUUUGUUGUAUUUGGGAUAAACUGGAUUUAAUGGUUGAGGAUAUAAACGUGACCAAACAGAAAAUAAGGCUGAAACAGUUUUUUAAUAAAAGAGAAAUUAAUUUACGUUUAAAAAAUGUUUAUCGAUUUUAUUCAGUUUAUUAUGCAUUAAUGAAUUUAAUCAUUGAUUCUUCUUCCAAAAAAAAAUCUAAUGAUGGAUAUGAAUUUUAGCGAGAAAAAUCUGUAAAUACAAAUUAUUAAAAACACGUGAUUUUAUUUUCCACCAGUUUCUGCAUAUCCAAAAAAAGUUUUAUUUUUAUAUUUUUAUUUGUUGUGUAAUUGAAUUUUCAGUGUGAAGCUUUGAUUGAAAAGUGUGGCUGUGCCUGUUUUUAUUCUAAAAGAUUUUUUAAAUUUUAAUAAAAAGUGUUUGUGAAAAUGUU
This is a messenger RNA of Plectropomus leopardus (leopard coralgrouper), 3159 nucleotides long. Lineage: Eukaryota; Metazoa; Chordata; Actinopteri; Perciformes; Serranidae. The record is from RefSeq and is a predicted model, not a curated record.